Messenger RNA from Magallana angulata, 4517 nucleotides. RefSeq names its product 2'-5'-oligoadenylate synthase 1A-like. The coding region runs from base 2150 to 3232 and encodes 360 amino acids. Gene Ontology annotation, biological process: defense response to virus; negative regulation of viral genome replication; regulation of ribonuclease activity. Gene Ontology annotation, molecular function: double-stranded RNA binding; 2'-5'-oligoadenylate synthetase activity. NCBI's taxonomy places the organism in Eukaryota, Metazoa, Mollusca, Bivalvia, Ostreida, Ostreidae. The transcript has 6 exons. Gene Ontology annotation, cellular component: membrane; nucleoplasm; cytosol. The record is from RefSeq and is a predicted model, not a curated record.
AAGCGUCAGAGAGUGAAUAAAUUUUUAAGUGGCUAUCAUAAUUAUGUCUGACAAAUAAAACAAAAUUCUGUAUAUUUCAUUGUAUAACAAGUUUUUAUAAACCAACCCCAAAUUUCUUCAAUGUGCAGCCGAAUUCCAACGCUUUGUAAAGUAGUUUAUGAAUUUCAUUUGCAUGGUGCAUGUUCCCAAAAUGCAGUACUUGUUUUUAAAAUAUUUAUUGGAUAAAAAAAUUUGUUUUACAAAAAUUUAAAAACAUUUUACAAAAGUAAGAUUAUUAUAGCCUUUUGACACAGGCAUCUGACCAUAUAUAUUUUGUCAUAAUACAAAUAUAUACCCUCUACCUAACAAUACAUAACCUAAUAGUACUCUGUGAAGAUCAUUGUCAACAUAAUAUGUUACACGUACAAAUGCUCAAAACAAUAACGGUUUCUCAGGUGCCGCUGCGUCAGGAUAGACACAUAGAGAUUCAUCAAACAUAAUAAUUUUUUGUGCGUCGCAAAUUGCCAGCGUUUAACUUGUAAGGAUAUGUAGAUCCCAGUCGUCCAUCGGAUUUUUUUUUACCUAACUCUCUCUUAUAUGCCGUGUCUUUAAUGCUAGCAUAAGCCCACUAGGAAUAAUUACGAUUGUAAUUUUACCAUCAUUAGACGUGUAAUACUGUAAAAUAUAAUUUACAUGUAGUAUGUACAUGUACUCAAAACUAAAAAAUAAAUAUAUUUUUAGACGCGAUUCCUUUCCAAUAAUUUUUGCUGAUUCUGUUAAGAAAUAAACAGCAAUUUCAAAUGUUUGCCGGGAUAUGAAGUUGGUUGAUCACGUGAUUAAAUCCUGUGAAGCCCAAAGGGCUUCUCAGUAGAUUUGAUUACGUACCAACCAACUUCAUAUCCCUGUGAACUUUCAACAUUAACUAUAAGCGCGCGCUAUAAUCAUUGUGACGUCAUGAAAAAGUUCAAACAGAAUUUAACGUUGUCACUCAUAUAAGGAAGCACAUUUGCAAAUGUAAAUAUUAUGUAAUUUUCUCCCUUAACAAUUAGUACACCUGGCGUUCAACUGAAAAUGAAUAUAGAACGUUAUUAUAUCAAAUAACAUGACCAUAUAAUGUACAAUGUAGUAUCGAUUAUUAGAAAGAUAUACAUUAACAAUGUACUCGUGUUUUUUUUCAACCCCAUUUUUUUGAUUAUAGAUUUAUUAUAAAUGAAAUAUAAUAAUUCAUUGUACAGCAUGGUGAAAAAAAAUAUUAAUUUCUGUCCGAUUUUUAUUUCUUAAAAAAUGGUUAUUCGUAUAGAUUACUGAAAAAUAUUUUUUAUCAUGAUGUUUCUUAAUAGCAAUUGAAUUUGAUAUUCUGAAUAAGAAUAACUGGGAAAUUAAUUAUAUUUUGAAAGGAAUAGUUAUUUGUAUACGUACCUUAUUCAUUGAUUUCAGUGAAAAAACAUUAUUAUAUCUACCACAAUCACAUUUGCUGACUUUUAAAAAUAUUUUCAUUUAAAUCGAAGACUAAGGGCGCUUUCCAUUAACGUUGACUCGCCGGCGACGUUAUCGGGAAACGGUGACGUAAAUGGAACGGUUGGCAACGUCACAAUGCUCAACGAGGACGAUUGCAGCUUAAAACUGAUACUUAACUUAAAUUUUGAUCCAGAAAGUUUGGCUAUUUGCAGUUUUAAUGUAAUUCAAUGUAGUAGGACAAAUGUUAGUUUUAGAAAUACUGGUUUUGUAGAACAAGAUAACCUCGACGCCAUAUUGUUUCCUAAUCGGCAACGGUAUAUUGCGUUGCCACAAUCGCUCGCCGGGUACGCGCGUUCCAGCAAUCGGCAACAAAGGCAACACCGGCAUAUCCGGCGAUGCCGGUUAAAUGGAAAGCACCCAUAGUAUAAGAUUUUAACAAGGAUAUAUGACGUACAUCAACAAACUUUAAAGCAAGAAUAAAUGUUUUGUUAAGAUAUACUACAGACGGAGAAAAGAAAACAUUCCUUGAAUAAACGUAAUAUGUCUAUACACGUGUGUGCAGUGUAUACAGACUGAAUCACUGCUAAAUUUGUUCUUUAAAUCUAAUAAGGACCCCACUGACGUGAAACAAAUUCCUAAAAUCAAAUUAGUUGUGUCGCAAUAGACAAACACAGAACUAAAGAUAUCCUGCUCGACUGAUACUGACUGAGAGAUGACAAGAAACCGAAAAGCCGUAUUUGAAUAUCGGAGAAAUCACCCUAAGGUUUUUAAAGAAAUUUGCGAAACAUGCAUCCCACAACGUCAUUUCAAGCUUCUUUCGCAUAAAGAACAGCAUGAUAAAGAUAAACACUCUUCUCCUUCUCUAAGAACUAUUAAAGCUGGUGAACUGAACUCUUUCAUCUGCGACGAAAUUGAACCUGACACGACCUAUAACCAGAGAUGUAAAGCCGUGGUUCAUCGUCUCUGCUGUUUCAUGCAAAACGAACUGAAACCAUCAGAAGUUAUAAAGAGUGGGUCACUUGGCAAAGGAACAGCAGUAAAAGGGAAGUCGGACGCUGAUCUUGUUGUUUUCCUGAACAAUAUUGAUACUAUAUCGGAACUUCAAGAGAAUAUGACAAGUAUAAUAGAUGACAUGAAAUCGCGUCUUAAUAAAUGCGAUGAUUGUCAUGUAGAAGGAUCGACACAAUUCGCUGUCCAGAUCAGCAUUAAUUGUGAUGGUCAUUCUCACAGCGUCGAUAUCCUACCCAGUAUUAAUAUUAUAGGAAAAGAAACAAGUGAAGCGAUAGAUGGAGCGAUAUAUGAAAAGAUAUAUAAAGAAAUGAGAAAUGCUUCACAAUAUGAUAGAAAAUAUUACUCUGCUGCCCUCGCUCCACUCCAAGUAAAAUUUGUUUCGCGCGUUCCACCAAAAGUCAAGACCCUGAUUCGCUUGAUCAAAUACUGGAGAAAAACAGAAUUCCAAGAGAGGACUGAUAAACAUAAAUUACCUUCGUCCUACCCAUUGGAACUUAUCGUCAUAAAAGAGUGGGAAAAUGCUGGGAAACAUGAAAACUUUGAUCUCUGCAAAGAAUUUUAUCAUUUGUUGAAAACAUUAGCUGACUACAAGAGUCUGAAACACAUAUGGACUGAAAAUUACAGUUUUAACAAUUUUGUCAGCAAACCUUACUAUGUGGUUGACCCAGCCAAUCCAUAUAACAAUGUAAUGGAUGCCUGCGAUCUCUGGGACCAUGUAGCCAAGAAAGCAAGGAAAUUCUUGAAGGUGCCUUUGUUCCUAGGGCUGCAAAGCUUUAGUGCCUAAUUUUAAAGUGCAUUCCAUGUUAACAUUCGGAGAAGAAAUAUCGUAUCCAGUACAGAAGCGCUAGCGCCAGCGUUUUAUUCAUUCCUUACUACCUAAAGGUUCCUAUAGACAGCACUUGUAAUUUUGGCGCAGUGUGAGACUGGCCAGUUUCCAUAUUCAUUAGGAUGUUUGUUCUAUUGGGAUGGGUCAAAUAUUCUUUUUUUUCGAAAGCUUGUCUAGCGGUAACAUAUCACAGGACCACAGAUUUGUGUUAAAUGCAAGGUUAGCUUUAAAGGCUGAGUUGAACACGUAAUUAUUUUUAUUUACUUUGAUGUAUGUUUAAAUGGUUAUUGCAUUGUUCGUGUGGGUUAUAAGAAGAAACAAGAAACAAUCCAAUAUACAUGGAUACAGCAAUUCUAUGCAUAUCUUUUACAUUCUUAUGCUAUGGUAUGGUAUGAAAUUUUAAUGAAUUGCUAUGGUAUUUCAGCACAAUGCUAUGAUAUUUGUAUGCUAUGCUAUGAGAAAUUGUAAUGAAGGGCUUCAUGAUAUGGUAUGCAAUGUUAUGCUAUUGGAUUUGAACUAAAACACCUCCAUACACAAUAGAGUUCCAAACAUUUUGAAGUAAAAUUAAAAGAAGCCUAAAAUAGUGUUUAUGCUAUGCUAUGGUAUGCUAUGGGAUGAGAUUCCAAUGCUAUGCUAUUAGAUUAUAUGCUUAGGGAUGAGAUUCCAAUGCUAUGAUAUUCAAAUGCUAUACUCUGAUAUUCCAGUGAUAAGCUUUGCUAUGGAUUAUGUUGUAAGCUAUAUGCUUGAACUGAAAGUAAAUGAAGGGGAGUGCAAACAGGACUUUAUUUUAUCACUUUAUUCAUUUUCAAAAGUAAGUUUAAAGGUAUGAUAACCAUUAUGUCAUAAUACAAGUAAGAGUGUUUAACAUGGUUUUUGCAUUUUCGAUUGAUUCAAAAUAAAUCCAUAUUCUGUUCUAAUAUUUUGUUGCACUAUUUUUAAAAGCUGAAAUAUUUACACUUGCAAAUAGUUCCCAUGUAUAAUACUAUUUGAGCAAUUUGUUGUUAUUCUUGCACAACAUCAGAUUGGGCCAUAAUGUCAUGAAUAAUUUUUGUCACUAGAUUUGUUCACUAGGUUUUCUAUUUACACAAAUUAGCUGAGUUUUAUGUUUAAAAAAUAUAUUAGGCAUAAAGAUAAGCUUUAUUAAAACGGGUCUUUUUUUUUGCAGUACGAAUCUUAUUCAUUCAUUCUUUUAACAAUAUAUCAUCAAUUAUGAGGAUAAAUUAUCACGUUUUAUGAUUCACAC